Durusdinium trenchii is the source of this 1593-nucleotide messenger RNA. The record is from the annotation of a GenBank genome assembly. Lineage: Eukaryota; Dinophyceae; Suessiales; Symbiodiniaceae.
AUGUCCAUGGCUGUUCCAUGCUUGGACCUGGCAUGGCUACCGCCUCCUGGCGAGUCUGAGCCUGCCCAGGCCGAGGAGCUGGCAUCUGCGCUGGAUGCUGCUUUUGGUCCUGAAGGCCUUGGUUUGGUGUGCGUCACUGGAGACGAGGACUUCCAAGUGCUGAUCCGCCGCUUGCGGCUGGAGUUGCUGCCCUUGGCGCAAGACCUGGCCCGACUUCCAGAGGAGUCCAAGGAUGCUAUCCGCGAGAAGGGGACUCUGAACGUCAACAACUAUUCCAGAGGUGUUGAUGGGAACCGCACCGGCUUCUACUUUCAUCCAGCGCUUGACAAUCCAGCUGAUUGCUUGCCGCCGGAUGUAACAUCAGAGCCAACCUUCUACACGCCGAACCUGUGGCCAGACAAGGAUCUGCCGCAGCUUCGAUCCUUGGCCCGGCAAUGUGCACCCCGGCUGGUUGAGCUGGGCAGGUUGCUGGCCGCUGCCGUGGAUUGGCGGUGCAGUCAGGUUCUUCCGGGCUAUCGACCGGGAACGCUUCGAGAGCUGAUCGCUCCUGCUGAGAAGUGCAACCACAAGUGCCGACUGAUUUGCUACCAUGAUUUUGACACACCAGAGCAGUGUGCAGCCUCCAAAGGCAUGUGGGCACCACCACACAAGGACACUGGGCUGCUCACCGUCCUCGUGCCAGGGAUCUUUCUCGAUAGUUCGGGCAAGCAGAUGGCUUGUCCUGACCCGGAGGUAGGCCUUUACGUGAGGAACAGGAAGGGCAAGACCAUUCAAAUUCAGAAACCUGAUGGAGUUGGUGAAUGCCUUUUCUUUCAGGUGGGAGAGGCUUUGCAAAUUGUCUCUGGUGGACUCUACCACGCAACAGAGCAUUGUGUUCGCGGACCUCCGAGCCACGGCAGAGGCUACGAGAGGGCCACCUUGGCAGUAUUCCUGCAGCCGCACAGCCAUGAGGAGCUGCGGUUGCCCGAUGGCGUCUCUAUGAAGGAGGUUGCCGACCGUGCCUGCGACCCAUUGUUCAGGAUGUUCCUCCUUUACCAGCCCAAAGAUGUGAGAGGAAUGAAUUUCCUGCACUUCUGCCAGCGUGAAGGUCCAAAGCUCUCGGAUGCAGUUGCAGAGGCCAUGGCCCGGGUGUCCACACCCAUCUACUCGGAUGGCCUCCAGAAGCAGUACUUCUCUCAUUUGCUAGAGGAUGUGCAACGACGCCGGGACCAGUUUCCAGAGAGGCGUUUGUACAUCACCGGCCACUCCUUAGGGGGUGGUCUGGCCAAGUUGGUGGCUGCCAAAGUCGGCAUUCCAGCUGUGACCUUCAUGGCACCGGGGUUGGAAUCCACCAGCUAUUUGGUCUUCCGGCAGAACAUGAUUCAGGAUCUUCACAACGUUGCCCUCACAGUCAUGCCGGACAACGACGUGGUGUCCAGGGUGGAUAUUCAGAGUGGCAUCACCAUCAAAACAGAGUGCGAAGGCAAUAUGCUCCACUGUCACCUUCUCUAUCCGACCAUUUGCAACUUCCUGGACAGAUGCGGGUCUGGUCGGCCUCCAGCAGAGUCGCUGUAUCUUCCCUGUGGCGCGUGUGAGGACAUGCCAUGUGGCUGA